AUGUGCUCGUACAAUGCGGUCAAUGGCGUGCCAACAUGUGCCGAUCCGUACCUGCUUCAGACCAUCCUGCGGGAGCACUGGGGUUGGACAAAUGAGGAGCAGUGGGUGACUUCAGACUGUGAUGCGAUACAAAACGUCUAUCUUCCACACGAGUGGUCCGCUACACGUGAGCAAGCAGUAGCUGACUCGCUCAUCGCUGGAACAGACCUUGACUGCGGUACAUACAUGCAGAAUCACCUGCCUGGUGCCUUUGCGCAGAAUUUGGUCAAUGAAACGGUCCUUGAUCAGGCGCUGAUCCGACAAUACUCAUCGCUGGUCCGUCUUGGAUGGUUCGACUCAGCAGACAGUCAACCAUACAGGCAACUUGGCUGGGAUUCAGUUGCAACUAAUGCUUCGCAGCAACUAGCAAGAAGGGCUGCUACAGAGGGCAUUGUUCUGCUGAAGAACGAUGGUGUACUGCCUCUGUCGCUUGAUUCGUCAAAGUCGGUCGGACUCUUUGGCGACUGGGCAAAUGCGACUACCCAGCUGCUUGGUAACUAUGCUGGUGAGCCCACGUACUUGCACGGCCCACUUUAUGCCUUGCAACAGCAAAACAUCACUAUCAACUAUGCAGGCGACAACCCUGGAGGCCAAGGUGACCCGACCACAAACCGCUGGACGAACCUGAAGCCCGCCAUGGAUGCAAGCGAUGUUCUCAUCUAUGUAGGAGGGAUCGACAACAGCGUCGAGGAGGAAGGCCAUGAUCGCACGUCACUGCAGUGGACUGGUGCACAACUCGACGUCAUCGGACAGCUCGCAGACACUGGCAAGCCCACCAUCGUUGUUAGCAUGGGCGGUGGCCAGAUCGAUUCAUCGCCCAUCGCAAACAAUCCCAAAAUCUCAGCACUACUGUGGGCUGGCUACCCGGGCCAGGACGGUGGCUCCGCAAUCGUGGACAUUCUGACCGGCAAGGCCGCUCCCGCUGGUCGACUUCCACAAACACAAUACCCAUCCUCGUACAUCAGUGAGGUACCCAUGACCGACAUGGCUCUUCGCCCAGGCGAGAACAAUCCUGGACGUACAUACAAGUGGUACAGCAAUACGCCUGUUUUCGAAUUUGGCUUCGGCAUGCAUUACACCAACUUCUCUGCAAAGAUCGCCUCUCCUGUAAACCAGAGCUACGCUGUUUCAGACCUCAUAUCAGCAUGCCCAAGCAUCAAUGCGACGUCUCUCGACCGUUGCGCAUUUGCAUCUGUACAGGUCGACAUCACCAACACCGGCACAACAGCCUCUGACUAUGUUACGCUCGGCUAUGUAGCGGGCGAUUUCGGUCCCUCGCCCCAACCCAAAAAAUCCCUUGUAUCCUACCAACGCUUGUUUAACAUUGCUGGUGGAGCUACUGGUACUGCGAUCCUAAACCUUACGCUUGCAAGUCUUGCGAGGGUCGAUGAGAUGGGCAACAAGGUGCUUUAUCCGGGCGACUACAGCCUGUUGAUCGAAAAUGGUCCCCUAGCCAUGGCCAACUUCACAUUGACGGGAGAGCAGAGAGUGCUGGAGAACUGGCCGCAGCCACCGGCGAACCGCACCGGAAAAGGAGUGAGUGGAGUAGGAGGUUAUUUUGUCGCGGGUUAUGGAAGCAAGCAGGAAAGUCUUUGA
Ascochyta rabiei is the source of this 1635-nucleotide messenger RNA. RefSeq names its product Xylan 1,4-beta-xylosidase. NCBI's taxonomy places the organism in Eukaryota, Fungi, Ascomycota, Dothideomycetes, Pleosporales, Didymellaceae. Gene Ontology annotation, molecular function: alpha-L-arabinofuranosidase activity; xylan 1,4-beta-xylosidase activity. Gene Ontology annotation, cellular component: plant-type cell wall. Bases 1 to 1635 code for a protein of 544 amino acids. Gene Ontology annotation, biological process: xylan catabolic process; arabinan catabolic process. The transcript is spliced from 3 exons. The record is from RefSeq and is a predicted model, not a curated record.